Cylas formicarius (sweet potato weevil) is the source of this 451-nucleotide messenger RNA. Its product is annotated as probable cytochrome P450 305a1. The record is from RefSeq and is a predicted model, not a curated record. Gene Ontology annotation, molecular function: iron ion binding; monooxygenase activity; oxidoreductase activity, acting on paired donors, with incorporation or reduction of molecular oxygen. Bases 1 to 405 code for a protein of 134 amino acids. The transcript is spliced from 4 exons. NCBI's taxonomy places the organism in Eukaryota, Metazoa, Arthropoda, Insecta, Coleoptera, Brentidae.
AUGACGAGGUAUUGCACGGUGGUGCCCAUUUCCGGACCCAGAAGGGUAUUAAGGAAAACAUAUUUGGAGGGCUAUACAAUUCCAAAGAACACCACUGUUUUAAUAAAUCUUCAUUCACUCCACAACGACAAAUCGCAGUGGCGACACCCGGAAAAAUUUCUUCCCGACAGGUUUUUAGACGAAGAAGGCAAUUUGCUGUCCCACGAGGGGUUGAUUCCCUUUGGUUUAGGUCGACGAAAAUGUCUGGGUGACUCUUUGGCCAAGACAUGUAUAUUUAUAAUAUUUGCGGAAGUGUUGAGGAGGUAUAGCGUCGAGGCAUGCGCUCCUUCUACCGGAAAAACCGUAUUCGGGCUCACGGCGGCACCCGAAAAGUACAAAGCGAAAUUCACGCCCAGAUUUAAGUAGUAUUUUUUUGUAAAAUAUUUAAAGCAAGCAAAAAAUAAAUACAUAC